Lycium ferocissimum is the source of this 1712-nucleotide messenger RNA. RefSeq lists its product as uncharacterized. The record is from RefSeq and is a predicted model, not a curated record. The transcript has 2 exons. The coding region runs from base 203 to 868 and encodes 221 amino acids. Lineage: Eukaryota; Viridiplantae; Streptophyta; Magnoliopsida; Solanales; Solanaceae.
GAUUCCCUCACUGGAUAUAUAUGUAUAAACUUGUAUAUCUAUGUGUACUGAUUUGUGAUUCUCCCACUGGAUAUGUGUGUAUAAACCUGUAUAUCAAUGUAUAUUGAUUUGUGAUUCCCUCACUGGAUAUACGUGUAUAAAAACUUGUAUAUCAUGUUUCCUGGAUUUUUUUGUUUUGUAUAAAAUUGUAUAUAAUAAUUAAAUGUUCUUUAACAAUAGGUAUCACCUUUCAUGCGUGGACGAAGAUUGUGUUUGGUUUUUCAAAUCUUCUGCCAUAUACAAGGCAGAAAUAUUCAAGGUAAGAAGUUUCAAUAAUGUUCAUACAUGCUCGUUUAGUGAAAGAUUCUUGACACAGCGUUAUGCUACUUCUAAAGUUGUUGCAAGUAUAAUCAAGGACAAAUGUGUUGAUCCAAAAACAAUUUACACUGCAAAUGAUAUUAUAAGCGACAUACAAAAGAAACACGGGGUUGAAUUGAGCUAUAUGAAAGCGUGGAGGGCUAAAGAAAUAGCAAUGGAAAUGGUAAGAGGAAACCCACGUGAUUCUUAUAGGGAGGUGCCGAAAUACUUGUAUAUUUUGGAGCAGUCAAAUCCAGGAAUGGUUACAAAAUUGCACAAAUCAGAAGAUGGGCGCUUUCUCUAUGUAUUUGUUUCCCUGUUCGCAUGCAUCAAGGGGUGGGAAUAUUGCAGGCCAAUAAUGGUAGUUGAUAGAAGCUUUCUAAAAGCAACAUACAAGGGUACCAUAUUAACUGCUUGCACACAAGAUGGAGCUGGAAAAAUCCUUCCGCUUGCUUAUGCAAUUGUGGAUUCUGAGAACAAUAAAUCUUGGAAGUGGUUUUUCAUUCAACUAAAGGAUGUUUUCGGAGUGUAAGAAGGGAUGUGUAUAGUUUCGGACAGACACGAGGGAAUCUUGAAUGCCACAGCAGCUGUAUAUCCAGAAAUUCCACAUUGUUUUUGUAUAUUUCACCUGUGGGGAUACAUAUCAGAUCAAUUCAAGAAACAUAAGGACCAGUUGCAUGACCUCUUCCAUGCUGUGGCUAAUGCUUGCACCAUUCAGAAAUUUGAAUACUUUAUGAUGGAAAUAUCUAAAAUUGAUGAGAGGGUGCCUGGUUACUUGCAUGAAAUUGGGUACGAAAGGUGGUCUAUGUUACACUCAAAAGUGAAAAGAUCGAUGGCCAUGACUUUGAAUAUUGCGGAGUCGAUUAAUUCAUCAAACAAACAUGCUAGAGACACGCCAAUAAUGUGUGUGCUGGAGUUCAUGACAAACUUGAUACAACAAUGGAACUACCAUAGUCGGAAAAAAGCAAUGAAAUCAUCCACUGCACUUGGCAAAAAGUAUGACAAGCUCAUUGGGGUUAAUCUGUAUGAGGCACAGAAAAUGACGGUUAGCUAAAAUCCUUUAUAAUUUUGUAUAAUUCUGUAUAAUUGCGUGACAUAUAAUAUUUGUUUGUAUAUGUUUGUAUAAUUCGCAUUAGUAGCAGUAUUGCCUUCUGUUUUGCUCUUGUUCUGUUUAGCCUUUUGAGAUUGAGAUAGUGAUGAUAAUAAAGGAAGAUAUGCUUGUAUAAUUUUGUAUAUGCUGGUAUAAUUUUGUAUAUAUUUGUAUAAUCUUGUAUAUGUUUGUAUAAAAUACUGUGGCUUUUCUUUAAAAAAAUUUCAGGUAAGGCCUGCUACAGACAAGUUGUACACUGUAUUUGAAGGAGUAAAGAGAAACAUUG